Molecule: messenger RNA, 742 nt
Organism: Drosophila erecta
Lineage: Eukaryota; Metazoa; Arthropoda; Insecta; Diptera; Drosophilidae
Exons: 2
Coding region: 13-330 (105 amino acids)
Source: RefSeq, a predicted model, not a curated record
UGCACCCAGUUGAUGGGCCUCAUCAAUGUACCCAGAAACAAGUCAUCCACAGACAAGUACGUCCUGAAGCUGAUUGAGGGAGUGCUUCAGGUUUUGUUCAAUGACAACUGCGAGCUGAGCAGUUUACUAAGGAAGGCCAAGGAAUUCGUUAUCCUGGGCAUGAUGCCCACACCCACGUCGAGGGGUCUGGUAAAGAUCUUUCACAUUUUGAAGUCCCUGGAGGUCAGCUGGAGUAUCAUUGCCAACGAGGACGAAAAGUUGAUUGAGGGCGGCAAAUUUACCGGACUGAUGGCCAUCAAUAAUCUUCUGGCGCAUUUUGAAAAGUGCUGAAAGCGGAACGAGUCCAACCCGUCUGCAGAAAUACUGCGGCGGAGAAUCCAGCCAUGCAAUGGAAAUGGAUCUGAGGAGAUCGUUGAUGGACGACCUAGACUGCAUGGUGAUGCUCCACAUCACCAAGUACCACAUGCUGGCCCACUUCCUGUUCCCGCCUACAACCGGACGACGAUCUCUUCUCGGACUUCAUCGCCAUGGACAGCCAGGAGGAUAAGAUUGUCAAAGAAAUGCAAGGAUACCAAGCCAUUCAGAUGGCCUAUCACCUAUAGUGAUAGGUUCGACGUGCUCGAAUGAUGGCACUCCAAUCGGGACCAGUUCCCGCUGCUUUACAGGACCAGCUGCCAGAUCCUGCUGAUUCCUGCCAAUAAUGAUCCACGGUGUACGUAAAGAGAAUGAGAAUACAAAAUAC